AUGAAGGUGACAGUGACAGUUAUUGUGAUGUUACUCUCCGUUUCCGAUAGCAGUAACAUUGGAAAUAUAUCAGCUAGGAGCAAAAACAGGGGGAAGGGAUCCAUGUGGUGGGGUAUCGCGAAAGCUGGGGAACCAAAUAACCUCUCACCCCUUUCCCCAGGAAAAUCGCACUUAGAUUCCUCAGCUUAUUAUGGAACUCUACGAAGGAAACAACGAAGGUUAGCCAGAGAAAAUCCUGGUUUACUCGACGCUAUAGCAAAAGGAGCUAAGAUGGCAAUCAACGAAUGCCAAUACCAGUUUAGGAAUCAAAGAUGGAACUGUUCGACAAGAAACUUUCUUCGAGGGAAAAACUUGUUUGGAAAAAUUGUGGAUAAAGGUUGUAGAGAAACUGCUUUCAUAUAUGCUAUUACAUCGGCAGCAGUGACGCAUUCAAUAGCACGAGCUUGCAGUGAAGGUACCAUUGAUACCUGUAAUUGUGAUACUCAUUACAAAGGUAGACCUCAAGUAUUUGCGAAUGGCAACAAUGCAGCUGCUGUAGCUAACGUUCGAGAUUUUGAAUGGGGCGGUUGUUCAGACAAUAUCGGCUUCGGAUUCGACGUAAGUCGGGAGUUUGUCGAUACAGGCGAAAGGGGCAAGUCUUUACGAGAGAAGAUAAAUCUGCAUAAUAAUGAAGCGGGGCGAUGGCAUGUUCAAUCUCAAAUGAGACAAGAAUGCAAAUGUCACGGGAUGUCCGGUUCAUGUACAGUAAAAACCUGCUGGAUGCGUCUUCCUACUUUUCGUGUGAUCGGUGACUUAUUAAAAGAUCGCUUCGAUGGAGCGUCCCAUAUAACCACCUCGAAUGGAGGUAAUGGCAGAAACAAUAACAAAGGACAUAGUAAUCGGCUGCCAAAACAUCCCAAGACGAACUCUAUAAUGUCCAACAGCAUCCACGCUAAACGGGAAAAUAGAAGAAGACAACACAAAUAUAACUUUCAAUUGAGACCUUUCAAUAAAGAUCACAAACCUCCCGGUAUUAAAGAUCUCGUAUACUACGAAAUAUCUCCAGGAUUUUGUGAAAAAAAUCCUAAACUGGGUAUACAAGGUACCCAUGGAAGAUUAUGUAAUGAUACUUCCAUGGGUGUGGAGGGUUGUGAUAUUAUGUGUUGUGGAAGAGGAUAUCGUACACAAGAAAUUAUGGUAGUUGAAAGAUGUAAUUGUACGUUCCAUUGGUGCUGUGAAGUCAAGUGCGAUAUUUGUAAAGCUAGAAAAACUAUACAUACUUGUGUUUGAAAAUACGUCGAAAUAUGCAUAUUUUGUCAAUUUAAUGUAGUCUAAUUUAUACUAUCGAAUUUAAAAAGCCUAUUCAAAUAUACAUUGUCAAAAUCUUUCACUACGACAAGAUAUUGGUGACAACUAGAACAAUAUUUCACCUCUCAUCUAAUUUUUUAUUUGUUAGCAAAAUAGUUGAUACUUCGUUGACUAUUGAUGUAUAAAUGGUGCCAAGAAUAGAAAAUAAAACAUUUCGAUUUAUCAGUAUUAUAUUAUGUAAAAUAGAAAGACUGAAACUUUAGAUAUAGAAAUUACUGAUAUGUAUAUAGUAAAAAACUGACUUUUCAUUUUAUUAAUGAGAUGAUAUGCGUUUCUCAGCGAAAACUUAAAAGUGCUUAAAGAAGAAUUUGAUUUUUUAUUAACUCAUGAAAAUAAAAUAUAAAUGUAAUCAUAAAAUAUUUGUCAUUUCAUAUUAUUAAAUGUGGAUUCAAUUACCCAAAUUUACAAAGUGGUAUACAAUAGUCACACAUUUUCCGAAAAUUUUUUUAUAUCAAUCAUCUUUGCACGGCAUUGCGUAAACAUUAAAAUAAGAUCUAAAAAUCAAACAGUAACUAGCUUAGUUACUACUAACUUACUCAACACGAUCGUCAUAUUUCUAACACAACUUGUUUACGUUUAAAGUACAUUUCAACACGUGCAUUACUGUGCUUUUGAAACCUUACUUCACUCACUCAAAGGGUAUAAUUUUCUCACUCUUCCUGCAUUAUCAAUGAACUGGAUUACCUCCAUGACGAUGUCAUCGUAGAUCAUAACUCGUAGUAAAUUCAGUCAACAGUAUGCAUAUUCCGAUCUUAUGGAGGCUACUAUUUCGAAUGUACUACGAUGUUUUUAGUACCUCGAUUAUAAAAUAUUUGAUACCAUAGCAUCAUAGCUGAAUAUUAUAUAGAUAGAAUGAAGUUUUAUCAAAUCAGCAAAUAGAUUUCUUUAUAUUUAACUUGAGGUUAUUCCCUUUUUCCUGAGUUUAUAAUUCAUUUUUAUAGGUAUUGAGUUAUAUUGGUAAAAUUUACGUGUAUGGAUUUGAACUCAUUUAUUUUAAUCCUCCACAUUUUUGUCGAUUUAUGUACAUUAUUGAUUGAUACCCGUAACUUUUCUAUCGUUUACUGUCUUCCCGCUAAUAUGACAGUAUCGUUCAUAAAUGUUGAAAAAAUAUAAUUUCAUAAUUUUGCGAUGCCAUUCGUGAACAAGAGGUAUAGAUGUUUCAACACACUGCCCUGUGGCACGACUGCAUUAAUUUUCUCAAGUUCACAACAGUAAACUAAUUUUUUAUAAUAAUUUUAGUUAAACAUCCAUCGUCACGUCGAUAAUAACGUUACUAGCAAUUCUAAAAAAGUAUGUAUAUAGAACAAAUUGUUAUGUAUUUGAAUUGGAAUAUUCUUUCAUAGCUGCAUGAAUAAUAAUUUAUAUUUGUAUUAUUUUAUCUUUGAAAUUUAGUGUUAAUAUAAUUUAUUCGUACUGUAUAUAAAAAUAUCAGCGUAGUAUCUCAUAAUUGUAAUAUACAUAUGUUUUAUUUAUUAUUUUAUCAUAUCAAUCUAUUAAUUUAUUAUUUAGCAAUGUAAAUUGAUAUUAUUGUGUAUAUAGAUGAUUUUUUUGUAAAUAUGUUUAAUCUUUUUUCAUUCUAAUAAAAGAGUAUAACUGUACACAUACAUGUGAUGAUUUUUAAUAAAAUUAGAAAAAAU
Molecule: messenger RNA, 2984 nt
Organism: Diorhabda carinulata
Lineage: Eukaryota; Metazoa; Arthropoda; Insecta; Coleoptera; Chrysomelidae
Gene: wg
Product: protein Wnt-1
Exons: 4
Coding region: 1-1269 (422 amino acids)
Biological process (GO): cell fate commitment; canonical Wnt signaling pathway; neuron differentiation
Cellular component (GO): extracellular region
Molecular function (GO): cytokine activity; frizzled binding
Source: RefSeq, a predicted model, not a curated record